ACCAUGAAAGUAUUCAUUGUAUUGGCUCUGGCUCUGGCCGCCGUCUCUGCCGAGACUGCUUACCCCAAGCAGGUCUACCCCAAGGACCUGCCCCGCGAUGCCAAGAUCAACGGUCGCAUCGUGAACGGCUACCCAGCCUACGAGGGCAAGGCUCCCUACACUGUGGGUCUGGGCUUCAGCGGUAACGGCGGCUGGUGGUGCGGUGGUUCCAUCAUCGCCCACGACUGGGUGCUGACUGCUGCUCACUGCACCAACAAUGCCGCUCAGGUGACCAUCUACUACGGAGCCACCUGGCGCACCAACGCCCAGUUCACCCAUACCGUGGGAUCCCACGAAUUCCGUCAGAACGGAAACUGGCCCAACCACAACGGUAACGAUAUCGCCCUGAUCCACACUCCCCACGUGGACUUCUGGCACAUGGUUAACAAGGUGGAGCUGCCCAGCUUCAACGACCGUUACAACUCGUACGACAACGCCUGGGCUGUUGCCUGCGGCUGGGGACUGACUACCUCCGGAUCCCAGCCUGACUGGUUGGAGUGCGUCGACCUGCAGAUCAUCAGCAACUCUGAGUGCUCCCGUACCUACGGAAACCAGCCCGAUGGCAUCCUCUGCGUCUCCACCUCUGGCGGCAAGUCCACCUGCUCCGGCGACUCUGGCGGCCCCCUGGUGCUCCACGACGGUGGUCGCCUUGUGGGAGUCACCUCCUGGGUGUCUGGCAAUGGCUGCACCGCUGGCCUGCCCUCUGGAUUCACUCGUGUCACCAACCAGUUGGACUGGAUCCGCGACAACUCUGGUGUCGCUUACUACUAAGCAUCUUUUUUAAAAAAAUAAAUUGAGUUUAAAAGAAUUAAAAA
Molecule: messenger RNA, 854 nt
Organism: Drosophila bipectinata
Lineage: Eukaryota; Metazoa; Arthropoda; Insecta; Diptera; Drosophilidae
Gene: Jon25Bi
Product: Jonah 25Bi
Biological process (GO): proteolysis
Molecular function (GO): serine-type endopeptidase activity
Source: RefSeq, a predicted model, not a curated record